AUGUCGCACCUCCAACAACAGUUACCACGUCGUACCUCCAACUACUGUUACCACGUCGCACCUCCAACAACAGUUACCACGUCGCACCUCCAACUACUGUUACCACGUCGCACCUCCAACAACUGUUACCACGUCGCACCUCCAACUACUGUUCAACACGUCGCCUCUCCAAUUACUGUCCACACUGUCACCCCUCCAGCUACUAUCCACACUGUCACCCCUCCAACUGCUGACCACACUGUCACCCCUCCAGCUACUAUUAACAUUGUCACCCCUCCAGCUACUGUCCACACUGUCACCCCUCCAGCUACUGUCCACACUGUCAUCCUUCCAACUACUGUCCACACUGUCACCUCUCCAGCUACUGUCCACACUGUCACCCCUCCAACUACUGUCCACACUGUCACCCCUCCAGCUACUGUCCACACUGUCACCCCUCCAACUACUGUCCACACUGUCACCCCUCCAGCUACUGUCCACACUGUCACCCCUCCAACUACUGUCCACACUGUCACCCCUCCAGCUACUGUCCACACUGUCAUCCUUCCAACUACUGUCCACACUGUCACCUCUCCAGCUACUGUCCACACUGUCACCCCUCCAGCUACUGUCCACACUGUCAUCCUUCCAACUACUGUCCACACUGUCACCCCUCCAACUACUGUCCACACUGUCAUCCUUCCAACUACUGUCCACACUGUCACCUCUCCAGCUACUGUCCACACUGUCACCCUCCAACUACUGUCCACACUGUCACCCCUCCAGCUACAGUCCACACUGUCACCCCUCCAACUACUGUCCACACUGUCACCCCUCCAACUACUGUCCACAUCGUCACCCCUCCAACUACUGUCCACAUCGUCACCCUUCCAACUACUGUCCACACUGUCACCCCUCCAAUUACUGUCCACAUCGUCACCCUUCCAACUAAUGUCCACAUCGUCACCCCUCCAACUACUGUCCACACUGUCACCCCUCCAGCUAGUGUCCACAUUGUCACCCCUAUAUCUACUGUCCACACUGUCACCCCUCCAACUACUAUCCACACUGUCACCCCUCCAACUAGUGUCCACAUUGUCACCCAUAUAUCUACUGUCCACACUGUCACCCCUCCAACUACUGUCCACAUCGUCACCACUCCAGCUACUGUCCACAUCGUCACCCCUCCAACUACUGUCCACACUUUCACCUCUCCAGCUACUGUUCACAUUGUCACCCCUCCAACUACUGUCCACACUGUCACCUCUCCAUCUACUGUCCACACUGUCACCCCUCCAGCUACUGUCCACGCUGUCACCCCUCCAACUACUGUCCACACUGUCUCCCCUCCAACUACUGUCCACAUUUUCACCCCUUCAGCUACUGUCCACAUCGUCACCCCUCCAGCUACUGUCCACACUGUUACCCCUCCAACUACUGUCCACACUGUCACCCCUUCAGUUACUGUCCACAUCGUCAACCCUCCAGCUACUAUUAACAUUGUCACCCCUCCAGCUACUGUCCACACUGUCACCCCUCCAACUACUGUCCACACUGUCAUCUCUCCAACUACUGUCCACACUGUCACCCCUCCAGCUACUGUCCACGCUGUCACCCCUAAACUAUUUUCCACGCAGUCACCCCUCCAGCUACUGUCCACACUGUCACCCCUCCAACUACUGUCCACACUCUACUGUCCACAUUGUCACCCCUCCAGCUACUGUCUACACUGUCACCCCUAAACUAUUGUCCACAUUGUCACCCCUCCAACUACUGUCCACACUGUCACCCCUCUAGCUACUGUCCACACUGUCACCCCUCCAGCUACUGUCCACGCAGUCAACCCUCCAUCUACUGUCCACACUGUCACCUCUCCAGCUACUGUUCACACUGUCACCCCUCCAGCUACUGUCCACAUUGUCACCCCUCCAACUACUGACCACACUGUCACCCCUCCAGCUACUGUCCACUCCGUCACCCCUCCAACUACUGUCCACACUGUCACCCCUCCAGCUACUGUCCACAAUGUCACCUCUCCAACUACUGUCCACACUGUCACCCCUCCUGCUACUGUCCACACUGUCACCCCUCCAACUACUGUCCACACUGUCACCCCUCCAGCUACUGUACACACUGUCACCCCUCCAACUACUGUCCACAUCGUCACCCUUCCAACUACUGUCCACAUUGUCACCCCUCCAGCUACUGUCCACUCCGUCACCCCUCCAACUACUGCCCACCCCGUCACCCCGUCAACAAAUGUCCACUUCAUCAUUUUUCAAACUACUUACUGUGCCAUCACACGACACGCCGCAACCCGCCCAACUUCAUUCGACGUCGUAG
Molecule: messenger RNA, 2322 nt
Organism: Ylistrum balloti
Lineage: Eukaryota; Metazoa; Mollusca; Bivalvia; Pectinida; Pectinidae
Product: mucin-2-like
Exons: 2
Source: RefSeq, a predicted model, not a curated record